Bursaphelenchus xylophilus (pine wood nematode) is the source of this 3013-nucleotide messenger RNA. The record is from the annotation of a GenBank genome assembly. Lineage: Eukaryota; Metazoa; Nematoda; Chromadorea; Rhabditida; Aphelenchoididae.
AUGCGGGAUUCCGAGGAAAUCGUAGAUCGGCUCUGUUCAAGGUGGUUUCGCAGGCAGUGGAAACUCAUAUUGGGCAUUCUUGUCUUAUUAUUCUGCGUUAACAUCUACUGUGCCCUCCAGUUAUUAUCGAAAAAAGAUCAGGUACCUUGUCUGUUUUUUAUUUUUGAGGUUUUAGUUUGUUUCCCUAUAUUGUACUUGACGAAAAAGAUAGAAAUUUGAUUAGAAUCCUUGCUUCAGGGGUAUUCAUCACCGUAUCAGCUCAUAAAACAAGCGUUUGAAUCUCAGAAUGUUAAUAGGAACAGUGCUACGGAGGAAGAAUACGAGUUCGGACCAAGAUGCGAAUUUUCGGACUCCGCUUUGGAUGUUUUCAAAAGAAUGAAGACCACAGAAUGUAAGAAGAAGCUCGAAGAUCACUUGUGUGAUAUGGAUCCGGUGGGAUGGCCAGUUCGGACUGUCAAUAACACUUGCUCUAUUUAUCUACCUAAAAUCCAAUAUCAAUAUCGAGGCUGUUACAGAGACUCCACGGCUUCCAGGACAUUGAAAUUCUUCAAAUACGAUCUCAAAGCGACCAACAGUCCGAACCAAUGUGCUCAGUUUUGUUUUCGAAUUGGUGCUACGUUAAGCGGUAAGUGUGUUUCACUAUGUUCUUUAUUUUUAGGUGUCGAAUAUGGUUAUGAAUGUUUUUGCGGUCAUGAAAAAGAUUUGACGGAUCUAUCUCCCCUUCAGAACGCCUCAGUAUGCGAGGAAAUGAAAUGUCCUGGCGAUGAGACCAAAUUCUGCGGUGGAUUUAAUGCCAUUGCCCUGUAUAACACUGGAUUAACCCGUGAGUGUCAUGAAUAACAUAAUUAAAUCCAAGAUCCAAUUGUAAAUUAUGUUUUAUGAUUUGUUUUUAGAUCACAACAGAGAAUAUCCGGUUUACGUUGAUCCAGAGAAGUCCAAGAGAGACGUGAAAAUCUUGUUUUUACUCCAAUUGAAUGGUCGAAAUGUCAGACAAAUCAAACGACUUCUGAAGGCGAUAUACAAUCCACGACAUCUUUAUCUAGUCCAUGUUGAUGCCAGACAAAAAUUGAUGCAUUAUGGUAACUAAUUUCAGAAUUUUGUAUUGUUAUUGUUUUAGAGAUGUUGGAGAUUCAAAAAAUAUUGGAGAGGUCAGGCCAAACCAACUUCCGAGUAGUCACCGACCGUUUUAUUACCAUUUGGGGAGGGACUUCGUUACUCGACAUGUUCCUUCACAUUGUUCGAACUACUUUGGAGGGUGUUUUGAAAGGAUUUGAGGAUUGGGAUUACAUCUUCAAUUUGAGUGAAUGCGAUUAUCCCAUUUUGAGUAUUCAGGAGUUGGAAGCUGUCCUAACAGAGUAAGUACAAAGUGAUAAAAAUGAUUGUUGUCUAUAGAAACAAAGGGAAGAGCUUCAUCAGUGCCCAUGGAUAUAAUACUGGAACUUUUUUGAAGAAGCAAGGAUAUAAUUACCAUUUCUUCGAAUGCGAGGAGAGAAUGUGGAGGGUCGGACAAAGGUAUAUUGCAUAUAUGGGUCGGUAUUUCGUAUUUUAGAAAUAAUUAUCCGCAAAACUUACGGGUUGAUGGAGGAUCGGACUGGGUUAUUAUUCAUCGGGAUCUGGCCAUUUAUUCGAUAUCUGAAGAAAAGGUCUGCAAGGAUCUCAGAAAGUUCUUCAAGACCAUUCUCUUGCCUUUGGAGGGUUUCUUUCAUACUGUAAGUGUAUUUUGAAAGCAGUGUUAUAUUAUCCAUGAUAUAAUUAUGUAAUUUAUGUUCUAUUUAUUUGUUUUAGCUCGCUUUGAACACCGGAUUCUGCGACAAAGUCUUAUACAAGAAUCUUCGUCUCACCAAUUGGAAGAGGGAUCAAGGUUGUAGAUGUGAAGGCCUGAAACAUGUUGUGGAUUGGUGUGGCUGCAGUCCAGUUACCAUUCUCGCGGAGGAAAACAAAUUAUUUGUGGAGAGGCUGAAGAAUAAAACCAAUUAUUUCGCCCGGAAAUUCGAUUGGAUGGUGGAUCCCGUCACGAUUCAAGAAGCGGAAAAUAAUGUGUUCAGAUUCGAAAAGCAUCGGCUAAAUGAAUAUGAGGGGGUUCAUGAUGGAUGGGUCAGUCUCUAUGAUAGACGAUAUGACGGUAUUUUUUUGAUUUUUUUUUUAGUUUUCUGGUACCUAAAAUAAUAGAUAAUUUUUUAGAUCCGAAAACCCUCCCAGAUCUCACGAAUCUGGCUCAAGUUUUGUCCUCAAGGGUGAUCCAAGGCGACUGUGAUUUCUCCAAACUCCUCGAGAUCAACAUGUUCUUGUCGUUUGAUGAUAAAGAGACUUACGAAAUCUUCAAAAUUGAGGAUAGUUGUGGGGAAAUCCAAGAGUUCAAGGUAGCCAGACUGAAGAAAAGAAUCCGUCUGGCAGAGAAAAAGAUUGUAAACGGAUAUGAACUGAAGAUGAUUGAGAUGGGAAAUCAGCUGGAUUUGAAGGAAGAAAUAUUCAGAGAUGACUUGACAUUGAUUACAGAGGUAGGUAUAAUUCGAAGAAAACUUGACUUGUAUGAGGAGUGUGAAGGUUAAAAUGUAUAUUACUUUAGGACUCAUCGGUUACAUUCCAAUGGCUUUGGGUAAAAUUAAGUGAAAGUGAAGAGAAGGAUAAAAAGAAGAAAAGAACAAGCCCCAAGGUCCUAAUUGAAGUCCUCAACUCUGAACAUAAUCUUCUUCAUUUCAAUUCUGUUGAUUCCUACAACUCUAUCAACUUCAAGCAGCAUGUUAAGCUUGAUCUCCAGGAAAUUGGCGCCAAAUCUGGCGUCUUAACCUUUGUUUUGAAACAUCCGGUGACAAAAGAAGCCCUCCUACAAUUCCCAUUUGCCGUCUUGCCAAAAGAAAUCAACCCUACAUAUCACAGAUUAAUUGAUUUCACGUAUAAUGUAACAGAGAAAUGCUCAACGAAUUGCCCACAAAUGAAAUGGAGCACCUUUCGACCAGCCAAAUCGUCGGAUAUCCGAUUUGGAUUUGAUGAAAAAUUGAAUUCCCUGGUCUAG